AUGCUCUCACGUGUUGCUGCAGUGGAGGCACCCCGCACACACAACCGUCGCCGCGUGACUGGAUCCAGCGGGAGGAGGAGGGAAGGAGGAGAGAGUGAGUCGCAGAGGCCCAACAUGUCCCGGCAUCUCUUCUACCCUGCGGUGCUCCUCCUCGUCGUGAUGGUGUGCUGCGGCAGUGGAGCUGCACAAGUUGUUGUGGAGGAGCCGUUGUCUGGUCUCCAGUUUAAAUGGAGGGGCAUCAAUGAGAGUGGAGGUGAAACUGUGGAGUCGUUGGGUGCUCCCAGCCUUCUAAAAGUCGGGAAUGACGUGUUUGCCGUUGCCGAGGCGCAGUGCAAGAAGAACGGUGGUGUCAGUUUUACUGGCGUUGCAUCCCAACCUCUCACGACAGAAACUGCUGACACACCGGAGGAAGUUCUGAAAGAAUCCAAAGAUUGGACAAAAGUACUCGAGGAAGAUGCUUCCGGAGGUCAAAAGAAGAAAGUAGAUGUGAGUCGACCAACAACAGUUUUGAAGGGGAAUGAUAUUUACAUGCUUGUUGGACAGUACGGCAGUAAAGUUGCCGCUUCUGGACAGGAUGAUGCGGCUCAAUUGGGACUUUUGCUGGUGAAAGGGAGCGUCAGUGGUGGGGGUACAAAUAACAAAAUUGACUGGGAAGUUACUGAAAGUUCCCCGCAAAGACUUUUUGGCACACAGCCCGAUUCCUGGACAAGGCUGAUUGGAAGCGGUGGAUCGGGUGUUAAGAUGCAUGACGAGACUCUUGUGUUCCCAGUGGAAGGCACGAAGAAGGCGGCGGAGGGCGCAGAAGUAGAUGUGAAGACUGUCUCACUGAUCAUACAGUCGAAGGAUACUACGAAUUGGACGCUGUCGAAGGGGAUGUCUGACGGUGGCUGCAGCGAUCCCUCCGUCGUGGAGUGGGAGGAGGGAAAACUCAUGAUGAUGACUGCGUGUGCUGGUGGCCCUCGCAGGGUGUACGAGUCCGGUGACAAGGGGGAGUCGUGGACGGAGGCCCUCGGGACACUCUCGCGCGUGUGGGGCAGCAACAAAAAGGACGGACAAGCGACGGCCGUUAGAAGCGGGUUCAUCACAGCGACUGUUGGAAAUGAUGGUGAUAAGAGGAAUGUGAUGCUCGUUACUCUGCCGGUGUAUGCUGAGGAAGGCAACGAAAAGGGCAAACUUCAUCUUUGGCUGACGGACAAUACGCACAUUGUUGAUAUUGGGCCGGUAUCCGGAGAAGAUGACGCUGCCGCCAGCUCCCUGUUGUACAACAGUGGUACAGGUGAAGAUGAUACUGAUGAUAAUGAGAAGUUGAUUGCACUGUACGAGAAGAAGAAGGAUGUGAAACCAUCACCCGGUAUGGUCUCUGUGCUUCUGACUGAGAAGCUGCAGCGUGUGAAGGAGGUGCUGGCGACCUGGAAGGAGGUGGACGGCCGUGUCUCCCAGCUGUGCACCUCAUUAAUUGCUGAGAAGGAUUCCUCAACUGGCGAUGCCUGCAACGCUGCUAAGAUCACGGCUGGGCUGGUUGGCUUUUUGUCGGGCAACCUUUCUGGGAACAUAUGGAGGGACGAGUACCUCGGCGUGAACGCCACAGUAAAUAAUAAAGAAGGGGCAGCAGCGGCAACAUUGGCCAGCACGAAAAAUGGUGUGAAGUUCACUGGGCGUGGUGCAGGGGCGGAGUGGCCUGUUGGCAAGCAGGGGCAGAAUCAGCUGUACCACUUUGCGAACUACAACUUCACUCUUGUGGCGACGGUGUCCAUCGACAAUGUGCCGAAGGAGGGAGACACCCCCAUUCCGUUGAUGGGUGUGAAGAUGAAUGGCAAUGAAAAAAAAAACAAACUUAUGGAGUUGUCGUUCGACAGCGGAAAGAAGUGGCAGGUGCUGUGCGUUGACAAAACGACGACGAAGCCCAGCAGCGGUUGGGAGACAGAGACACAGUACCAAGUGGCCAUUGUGCUUCAGAACGGCACCCAGGGCUCCGUGUAUGUCGAUGGUCAGCGAGUGGGUGGGAAUGAAGAAUGUGCAUUGGGCAAUGGUGCGUCGAACGAGAUCUCCCACUUCUACAUUGGAGGGGAUGGAGUAAACGCAGCCAACAAAGAAGGUCGAGAAGAAGUGUCUGUGACUGUGACGAACCUCCUGCUGUACAACCGCCCGUUGAGUGACGAUGAGAUCGCCGCCCUCAUUCCGAAUAAAGCUCCUACUCCAUCUGUGGUGGAUGGGCCUUCUCAGGGAACCGCGAUUCGAUCGUCUCCUGGUGGUGGACGACCGGAGGAACCGAGAGAGUCGAUGGGGAGCAGUGGUGUGAACGGUGUAUCCGCACCAACAGUGCCCAGUGCCAAGACUUCCUCAGGAGAAGAGGAGUCCGCAACCCAGUUGGUUUCGGAAGAAUCUUCCGAUGGAAGUAAAAAUGUGGGUGGCGGUUCCUCGCCUGGCAGUGACGCACCGGUGGAGACAGGAGAAGGAGGAACGGUGCAGGGAGAUGGAUCAUCACAAACUCCUGUGGGUACUCCCGCCACAGCAGAUGCAUAUGCCCCUAACGCUGAAGCCAUGGGGCACGAUAAAACCGCAGUGAAUCCUGGGGCGAGCGCGAGCUCAGGUGCGGAUGGGGAGACGGCGGAAGGAACGGAUGGGCGAGAGAAGGAGAUCCACGCACAGAACGGGGACGUAAAUGCCACGGCACUCAGCAGCAGUCUCGGAAAUGUGUCGCAGGGGAAUAACACCGAUGCCGGCACUGUACGUGAGAACGGACUGCUGCCACUUCUGCUUCUGCUGUUGGGACUGUGGGGGUUUGCGGCUCUGUGA
Messenger RNA from Trypanosoma cruzi, 2796 nucleotides. RefSeq names its product trans-sialidase, putative. The record is from RefSeq and is a predicted model, not a curated record. Lineage: Eukaryota; Euglenozoa; Kinetoplastea; Trypanosomatida; Trypanosomatidae. The transcript has a single exon. Gene Ontology annotation, molecular function: exo-alpha-sialidase activity. Bases 1 to 2796 code for a protein of 931 amino acids.